CAACUGGCGGAACUGCGGGCACCGAGUCGUCUGGCAAGACUGCGGGCACCGAGUCGUCUGGCAAGACUGCGGGCACCGAGUCGUCUGGCAAGACUGCGGGCACCGAGUCGUCUGGCAAGACUGCGGGCACCGAGUCGUCUGGCAAGACAGUGGGCUCCGAGUCAACAGGCACGACAGUGGGCACCGGGUCAUCAGGUAUCGGAUUGUCUGGUUCGACAGCGGGCAUCGGGUCACCAGGCAUCAGGUCAUCUGGCAAGGCAGCGGGCAGUGGGCACCGGGUCACCAGGUAUGACAGCGGGCUCUGAGUCAAUUGGCACGACAGCGGGCACUGGAUCAGGUACCGGAUCAUCUGGAUCAACAGCGGGC
Messenger RNA from Staurois parvus, 366 nucleotides. Lineage: Eukaryota; Metazoa; Chordata; Amphibia; Anura; Ranidae. The record is from the annotation of a GenBank genome assembly.